Messenger RNA from Stomoxys calcitrans (stable fly), 599 nucleotides. RefSeq lists its product as uncharacterized. Gene Ontology annotation, biological process: positive regulation of voltage-gated potassium channel activity; sleep; regulation of synaptic transmission, cholinergic. The record is from RefSeq and is a predicted model, not a curated record. The transcript has 3 exons. Lineage: Eukaryota; Metazoa; Arthropoda; Insecta; Diptera; Muscidae. The coding region runs from base 105 to 575 and encodes 156 amino acids.
UUGAACUCAGUGUUUGUGAAUCAGUCUUGACGUAUAUACUCACAUUUCAAUAGCAAUCUGAUCGAGCUUCUGAUAAUACGUUUUAAUUAAAAAUUGUGCUGGUGAUGAUGAGGUUUGAUUUUAUUAUUUUCUUCCUGUUCGCCCUAAACAAGGUGGAAUCUGCAGAGUUAAAAGAUGUCUUAAAUGUGGCAACGAUGCUGGCACCAAAGAAGGACUUGAUAUCAUGUUACCAAUGCAAAAAUAUCUCAAUAGCGGCAUGCAAUAAUAUAAAAAGCAACGAAACGAGGUUUGUGAAACAAUGUGAAGAAAAUGCUACUGGAUGUAACAAAAGACUCUUCAUAGUUGACGGUAAUACAAUUAUGGAACGUGAUUGUUAUACAGGCAAACAGCCAUUUUUCAAGGAUUUCAAAUGCAACGAUAAUCUAUACGAUGAUCAAAAAUGUUACAUAUGUAAAGACAAUUUGUGUAACAGCAGUAUAUCCAUGUAUGCUCUUGGGCAGAACUCAAUUAUUGUAAUGUUAUCUACAGUGUGUAUAGCAUUCGCAGUUACCAACGCAUUUCAAAGACACGAAUAAAAUACACAUAUUCAUACCCCCUUA